UUUCACCACGAGGAGCACAUAGUCAUACCGUACGAUGAGCUGGAGUACCUGGCAAUUCCCUACGACUGGGCUGCCGUCAGCAACAGCACCGACCGCUUCAGCGACCCCUUCGGCAUCAAACUGUCUGAGAACAGUAUUCCCGAUGUUAUUCACGAGCGAGCGUUUGCGGUCAAAGCGCGGCGGAGCAAGAAGAUUAAAAUCAUGGCAAAAGUCCUGCACAAGAAGAUACGCUAUCUAGUAGGCACCAGCAUGGCAAGAGACUUACUCGCACAGUGUGGCAUGUACAUACUAUGGCAUCAUGUUGUAGGGGAUGGUACGGUUAUGUGUUAG
Molecule: messenger RNA, 330 nt
Organism: Sphaeroforma arctica JP610
Lineage: Eukaryota; Ichthyosporea; Ichthyophonida
Exons: 3
Source: RefSeq, a predicted model, not a curated record